AACAAACGAAAAAGAAGUUACCUGAUGUUUUUCUUGUCUGAUGUUGGCCUGUUCUGGAUUUAGCCUGCCAAAACUGCCUUUGCGACAAGAACAACGUGGGGUGCUGUGCAGCAUCAUUGAGACUUGAUUAGGCAAACCAUUUCCCAGGCUCCCCUUCCCUCACCCCCAUCCCUGACCCGUCCAAACCUCUCAACCUUCACCAUGAAUGAAAUCAGCUUAGUCAGAGAGGGAUGGCUCCACAAGAGAGGCGAGUAUAUUAAGACAUGGAGACCCAGGUAUUUCAUUCUGAAGAGUGAUGGUUCCUUUAUUGGCUACAAGGAGAGGCCAGACCACACGGACCAGAGCGUACCACCCCUCAACAACUUCUCAGUGGCAGAGUGUCAGCUGAUGAAGACGGAGCGCCCUCGCCCAAACACCUUUGUGAUCCGCUGCCUGCAGUGGACCACUGUCAUCGAACGCACCUUCCACGUGGAGAACAAUGAGGAGAGAGAGGAGUGGAUCCGGUCCAUCCAGGCGGUGGCUAACGGUCUAAAGAGGAGGGAACCGGAGGAGGAAGAGGAACCCAUGGAUCUGUUCCACUCUCCCAGCGACUGCAGUCUGGAGGAGAUGGAGGUGGCCAUGUCCAAAAGCAGCUCUAAAGUGACGAUGAGCGACUUUGAGUACCUGAAGCUGCUGGGCAAGGGAACUUUUGGUAAGGUGAUCCUAGUCAAGGAGAAAUCCACCGGUGUUCACUACGCCAUGAAGAUCCUGCGCAAGGAGGUCAUCAUAGCCAAGGAUGAGGUGGCCCACACAGUUACAGAAAGCAGAGUGCUGCAGAACACACGGCACCCCUUCCUCACUACCCUGAAAUAUGCCUUCCAGACACAUGACCGACUGUGCUUUGUUAUGGAAUAUGCCAACGGAGGAGAGCUCUUCUUCCACCUGUCUCGAGAGCGCGUAUUCACAGAAGACCGAGCUCGUUUCUAUGGUGCAGAGAUUGUGUCUGCGUUGGAGUACCUUCACUCUCGUGAUGUUGUCUACAGGGAUUUAAAGCUGGAGAACCUGAUGCUGGACAAGGACGGCCACAUCAAGAUCACAGACUUCGGGUUGUGCAAGGAGGGUAUCACCCCUGAUGCCACCAUGAAGACCUUCUGUGGCACUCCAGAGUACCUGGCACCAGAGGUGCUGGAGGACAACGACUAUGGCCGGGCGGUGGACUGGUGGGGCCUGGGCGUGGUCAUGUACGAGAUGAUGUGCGGCCGACUGCCCUUCUACAACCAGGACCAUGAGCGCCUGUUCGAGCUGAUCCUUAUGGAGGAGAUCCGCUUCCCCAGGAACCUGGCGCCCGAAGGCAAGGCCCUGCUGGCCGGCCUACUGAAGAAGGACCCCAAGCACAGGUUAGGGGGUGGACCCAAUGAUGCCAAAGAGGUGAUGACACACAAGUUCUUCGCCACCAUUAACUGGCAAGAUGUUCUGCAGAGGAAGCUGACUCCGCCCUUCAAGCCUCAGGUGACUUCUGAAACAGAUACCCGCUAUUUUGACGACGAGUUCACAGCACAGACCAUCACCCUCACGCCUCCAGAUAAAUAUGACAAUCUGGAUUGUGAGGACCCUAACCAACCUGCCCACUUUCCCCAGUUCUCAUACUCUGCCAGCAUAAGAGAGUGAUGCCCCCAUAACAAAUCUCUCACACACACACGGUCGUAUCAAAGACUGGAAUCUGAUGAUGCCAUAAACUGGUGGUUUAUUGGUCUUGGUGGGAUCUGUGCCAAAACUCACCACCACAAUGUUAUGUAUAAACUGUAGCCACACUACCCUCAGGCCUGGCUGUCCCUGCAGCAUACCAGGUCAGCAGGACACACAGGAACAGCUCUAGCACCUAUGGACACACCUGCAGACGACUAGCGCUGCUCUCCUUUCUGCGUUUCUUGUACUCGCAGAUGGAACUCGGUCUUGAUUUUCAAUUCCUCUCAUUUUUCUUUUUACAUUAACACACAACUGCUGGAGCUACAAGAAACACUCAAAUUAAUACCCAUAUUUCGGAGUUUUUGCUUAAUAAGGAGACAUACUCUUUCUCUGUGA
Hypomesus transpacificus is the source of this 2061-nucleotide messenger RNA. It is a transcript of the gene akt2l, whose product is annotated as v-akt murine thymoma viral oncogene homolog 2, like. The coding region runs from base 202 to 1647 and encodes 481 amino acids. Gene Ontology annotation, molecular function: ATP binding; protein serine/threonine kinase activity. The transcript is spliced from 14 exons. Gene Ontology annotation, biological process: protein phosphorylation. The record is from RefSeq and is a predicted model, not a curated record. NCBI's taxonomy places the organism in Eukaryota, Metazoa, Chordata, Actinopteri, Osmeriformes, Osmeridae.